AGCCUCUCUCAUUCACAGCCACAUUUUGGAUUACCACACCCGCUGCGGAGAAGCUCACUAUUCGCUGUCCUCGGACCAAAAAGCAGAGCGGGACUGCGAUCAGCAACCUGUCCACAAAAAAAAAAGCUAUGAAAAUGUCAGUGGGGGAGAUCAUCAGGGAGGGAGAGCUGGAGAAGAGGAGCGACAAUCUCCUCCAGUUCUGGAAGAAGAAGACGUGCGUCCUGACCAAGGACAGCCUCAACAUUUACGCGGCCACAGACACGCAGAAACGCUCCAAGAGCAAAGAGAUCAAGUUCCAGUCCAUCAAAAAGGUGGACUGCGUGGAGCGCACCGGCAAAUUCAUCUAUUUCACCAUCGUUACAAAUGAUGACAAAGAGAUCGACUUCCGGUGCUCCGUGGAUCAAACCUGCUGGAACGCAGUGAUCACCAUGGCUCUGAUUGAUUACCAGAACAGAAAGGCGCUCCUGGACUUUAAGACGCGGCAGGACAAUGACGGCGCAUCGCCCGGACAGGAGAGGCGCAUGGCCCGCGCGCCCUGAGCCGCUCCAGGGCGCAGGCUCAAAACCAUCCUAAUAUGAGUCUACAGGGACUUUUGAGGAAAAAAUGGAAAGUGGGCCAAAAAGGAAGACUAGGUCAUCCGGUCCAGAGAUGAAGGACUGUCCGGGACUGAGCUCCCUCAAGACAAAUGAUCCAAACCAAAGCUCAACAAGUGGACUGAACUUUUGAAAUGUCAGAACUAUUUCACGUUUACUCUACAGAGAGAACUGGCGUUUAAAAUCCUGCUAAUUUAUUUUUGUCCUGAUGUAUGGUGUUGCUGUUAAACUACUUGUGUUGUCUAAAUUAUUUUCUGUUUAAAUGUAUUUAUUUGAAUAAAUGUCCAUUUUCUUUUUAAUAUAACUUUUUCCUUUUGCUGUUUUACUUUGGAAAAGUUUUUUUUUUUUUUUUUUUUUUUUUUUUUGAGGUUGUCAACAUCCCUUUAGGCCUGCAUGAUUCAGGGGGGAGGUAAAAAAGUAUAACCGAUGCUGAUAAAAUGUUCAGCAGUAUUCCUUCAACGCCACAUGUGACCAUGAAAUGGGAGUAGAGGACAGGGAAGUCCCUCUUCCUCUCUGGCGUCAAGUGGAAUGUGACUCUUGUCACUGGGAGGGUUUGGGGACUGAGUCAUAACUACCAGGUACAUUCAUCAACGGACACUUUAGACUAUAGUGGUGUAUCCGAACACACCUGCUUUCAAGGUGUGGUGGCUUUUAUGGUUCAUGUACUGGUGCAAUCUGAUAAUGGAAGCAAGGAGUGGAUGUAUUUGAAGAAAAUUAAAAGUAUUAAACCGA
Messenger RNA from Cyprinodon tularosa, 1325 nucleotides. RefSeq names its product pleckstrin homology-like domain, family A, member 2 (gene phlda2). Gene Ontology annotation, biological process: positive regulation of apoptotic process. Gene Ontology annotation, molecular function: phosphatidylinositol phosphate binding. Lineage: Eukaryota; Metazoa; Chordata; Actinopteri; Cyprinodontiformes; Cyprinodontidae. The record is from RefSeq and is a predicted model, not a curated record. The transcript has 2 exons. The coding region runs from base 129 to 539 and encodes 136 amino acids.